This is a messenger RNA of Eriocheir sinensis (Chinese mitten crab), 921 nucleotides long. It is a transcript of the gene RpS4, whose product is annotated as 40S ribosomal protein S4-like. The record is from RefSeq and is a predicted model, not a curated record. Bases 104 to 889 code for a protein of 261 amino acids. Gene Ontology annotation, cellular component: ribosome; cytosolic small ribosomal subunit. Gene Ontology annotation, molecular function: RNA binding; structural constituent of ribosome. The transcript has 6 exons. Gene Ontology annotation, biological process: translation. Lineage: Eukaryota; Metazoa; Arthropoda; Malacostraca; Decapoda; Varunidae.
UGUAAGUUUAUCACAGUGGUACUUAUCUUAUAGGCACGUUCCCUUCCCACCUGCGCCAUCUCUCGGCCGUCCGUACAAGUUCUUUCCCUCCCAAGACGGAGCCAUGGCUCGAGGACCAAAGCAUCAUCUGAAGCGCCUAGUGGCCCCAAAAUCAUGGAUGCUGGACAAGCUUGGCGGCGUGUACGCGCCCCGGCCCUCCACCGGCCCACACAGGCUUAGGGAGUGCCUGCCGCUUGUCAUUCUGCUGCGUAACCGCCUCAAGUAUGCUCUGACCAACACUGAGGUCAUGAAGAUCACUAUGCAGCGUCUGAUCAGGGUCGACGGCAAGAUCCGAACUGACCGCAACUUCCCUACUGGCUUCAUGGAUGUCGUCAGCAUCAAGAAGACUGGCGAACACUUCCGCAUCCUGUAUGACGUGAAGGGUCGCUUCAUUGCUCACCGCAUCACUGACGAAGAGGCCAAGUACAAGCUGUGCAAAGUGAAGAAGGUGUCUGUUGGCCCCAAGGGUGUUCCAUUCCUUGUGACCUCUGACGGCAGGACGAUCCGCUACCCAGACCCCCUUGUGAAGGUCAACGACUCCAUCCUGUACGAUCUGGAGAAGGGGAAACUGAAGGACUUCAUCAAGUUUGAUUCAGGCAACCUAUGCAUGAUUACUGGUGGCCGUAACUUGGGGAGAGUUGGCACCAUUGUCUCCCGAGAGCGCCACGCCGGGAGCUUUGACAUUGUACACGUGAAGGAUGCUGUUGGCCACACCUUUGCCACCAGGCUGAACAAUGUCUUUGUCAUCGGCAAGGGGAACAAGGCCUACGUGUCCCUCCCCCGUGGCAAGGGCAUCAAGCUCACCAUCGCCGAGGAGCGUGACCGCAGGCUGGCGCAAAAAGUAAACUAAGGCCAAGAAUCUGGAGUAAAAAAAUGACAGUG